Molecule: messenger RNA, 6482 nt
Organism: Trichoplusia ni (cabbage looper)
Lineage: Eukaryota; Metazoa; Arthropoda; Insecta; Lepidoptera; Noctuidae
Exons: 11
Coding region: 496-5262 (1588 amino acids)
Source: RefSeq, a predicted model, not a curated record
GCCAGUGCCAGCCGGCCACCGCCGCGGCCACACGCUCCCGCUCCGCCACGCACACCAGUUAGAGCCCCAUGGGCUGAACUGCGACGAGCGUCCGACGCGCGCGACACGACCACCGCCACGAGACUGAGUCGUGCUUCCGGAUAAUCCCGCCUGGGUGUCGAACACGGCUCUACUCGAAACCGGACUAACUGAACAACAACAACAAGGAAACUGUGCCAGCUGUUGGACACUGCUUCGUAGCCGCGGAUUGUCAGCAAGGCAAGGGCGCGCGAGCCGCAGCCGGCAGCAGCCGCCGGCGACCUUGUCAGAAGGCGCGGGACGCAGGCCGCGUCGCCGGCGCUGCGCGAGGCGCUGCACACGCUGCGCGACGCCUGGCCCGAGCCGCGCUCGCUGCUCAGCCGCUGUCGUACAGUAAGUCGGCCCUACGUGGCGUGCGAUCCCGUCUCUGAAAAAGCCGCGCCACCCGCGCCCCUGGAGCCCCCCGCGCCCCCCAGCAUGGAGCGCGCCGCCGCCGAGCUGCCGCCGCAGCCGGGCGCCUCGCCGGGCCUGCUGCGCCGUCGCUACUCCGUGCCCGAGACUAUCAUGAGAAAGUAUCGUCUCGCGCAGCAGCGGUCAGACUCCGAUGAGAGCGCCCUCCCGACAAACCGCACGGCGGCCUGCGCGUCACCAUUGCGCGACGCGGGCAGCUCGCCCACCGACACCCCGCAGCGGGGCGCGCGCCGCGACCGCGAGCUCAUGCGCAAGUCGGCGCUCAUGCGGCGCAUGUGGGGCCGGCCCUGCGACCCCUGCCGCAGCUGCUGCUGCUGCGGGGCCGAGCCCUACGAGCCCCCGCCCGGCGGCGGCCGCGAGACUCGCUCACUCGACGGCUCGCGCUCUGAGCUGCGUCAGCUCUCCAGCAGCUUUGCGUCCUCGCGCUACGCUCCCGCAGCUACUGCUGCCGGCUGGGCCACGCCUAAGCGACAGCGUUUGGACUCUUCUCGAGACUUCCGAGCAAGCGAUGAGAUGCUACGAGCCGCCAUGAGAAAUAGCUACGAUCGCGCCGAAGAAAUUCGCCAUGACCGCGUCAACAGGAAUGAAUUUUCAGACUCUACAUACCGUUCACAAGGCCAGGAGCCUUCGUCGUACUUGGAGUCAACGACAGAUAGGUUCACAGACAGUGAUUCUCCAAAAUGCGAAAGUAGGCAGUCGGCGGAUGCGGCCACUAUCGAAAUCAAAUCCGAUACAGCUGACGACCUCGAUGUGCCCACUGGCCCUGCAGUGCCUUCUGAGCCCUCAGUGCUCACAGAUGAGCGUACUCUCUCUGACUCCUCAGAAACGUACUCAGUAUCCUACCCUACGACUAAGGAUAGCAGUGUGGUCGCGAGAGCAGGGCACCGGGAAGAGAUUACUACGAGCGCCCACAUUGACGGCCGCAUCAGUGAGCGCUCCGCUAGUGUGCACCACGAUGACAACGAUGCAUUGCCAUACGAAAAACCAUUAAGUAUUCAAACACCUUCGUACGAAGUGUUAGAAAUUGUUGUAUCUGAAACAUUGAACGUCGGUUCAGUGCCAGCUAUCAGCAUGCAGCCUCAAGAAAAAUCUCAGGCUCAAACAUUAAAAGCGCCCAUUUCGAAUCAAAAACACGGACAGAAUAUUAAUAUUGAUGAAUAUGUUUCUAACAUUCUAGUUGAAAGUCUCAAUUCUUUAACUGACCAGUUAGAAUGUAUGAAUGCGUCAAUAGGUUGUGAUAGAAAAGUAAGUAUAGUGGAAAAGGAAAUUAAAGUAAAACUGCAGAACACGGGUGUCAAUACCAUUGUACAUUUGAGCCCCACGUCAAACAACCAAAUUAUAUUCGGCAACGAAGAGUUGUGCAACAACGAUGAGGCCAAAGACCCGUGUAACAAUCUGCAAGACGUGGUCACCAUCCGCGAGGAGCCGCACAGCGUGGAGUCCAACAACAACCUCGCGUCGGCGUCGGCGUCCGCGAGCUGCGCCUGCGACCCCUUCGACCUGGAGCACGACGCAGUCAACCAAGCUGUGCUACAACAGAUACAAAAACUGUUUCAGGACGAACUGCACAACCUCGACCCUAAGAUACAAUAUUCGAAUCCAACUUUGCCUGAAAUAUCUCACAUAGAAAUAUCCAACGUGACUGACGUGUUCAUUGAUAAUGAAAAUGAGAUAGCACUGGCAGGCAAAGAUACUGCGCAAGCACAGGUCACUUCAGAAUACGAAUUUAUUAGCGGCAUUGGCACUGGUAACUACUAUCCUAAUUACGAUGACAACCCUGUAGUGCCGCGCUUCUCGGCGUUCCCGCACACAGAUUCCAUGGAGGUGAACACGUCUUCGUCUGACGAUACGGACCUAAUGGGUUCAGACUGUACAAGUCUUGUCGACAGCCUCGAUGACCCUAAUUCGCCCAGGUCGGUUCUGUUACGAAAAGCUUAUACUAAUAGGCGCGGAGAAUUAGUCCGCUCUGCUAUAGAUGUCCUCGACUUGCUGCCUGAAAACGUGCACAGCGAGGAGGCUACCACACCCAAGGAUAAGGGCGAGUCGUUUUUCAUAAAAAUAAAAGAUGAUUAUGACUGUGAUAAAGAGAACGUAAAUGUCGCCGAUCGCAUGCCGGAGAAAAUUAAACAGAGGUUGUAUCGACGACACCGCAAACGAGAGCAGCGCCUGGAGAGCGCGCGGCGCACGCGCGGCAAGCAGCGCGACGUCGGGCGCAGGCACGAGCAGCCCGCCCGCGCGCGCCGGGACGCCGAGCGGGACUGCGUGGCCAUCGUCAACGCGCUCAUCGACGACGUCAUCACCAAGAUAGCGCAGGACGAGUACAAACACAUGCGCAUCAGACGCAGGCCCAGCAAAAUGGUCGCCUCCAAGUCUGAUGACAAUGUUACAAAGAGGACUUGGAAAACAGAACUAGAACCAAUUCAUGACAGAGACCCUUUUAAAUCAAUAAAGAAUAACAUUUCUAAAUACGACACGAUUCAUUUAGGGAAACAGAAAAGCGAACGACACCAGAUCCACGGUAAGCUGUCGUUGUUAACGCGACCUACGAUCGCGACUGACGACCGCGCCGCCAAAAGAAUAUAUCAAAAGUCAGAAAUUCACGAUGGAAAUAAAUGUAUUGAAAUAUUAGAAAUUUUAGAGUAUGUAAAUGGUUCGCAGAGUUCCUCAGAGACAACGAAUUCAGAUGAAAAUCAAAAUCUUACUUUAAGAAACAAAAAAUCCCGAAUCCCAAUACCAAUAUCUGAAAAAUUUCAAAGAUCUCCUCCGAAUACAGAUUCGCCAAAAAGUAAAAUUAGGCCUCUUUCCCUCCCACGUGCCACCGAACGUAACGGCAACACGAGUCAACUGAUUGCCAACAUGCUACUGGAGGCACUAGCCGACUCCUCGUCGUCAGCCAGCGCAGCUCCGCCCCCCACCCCCCGCCGCGCCUCCGUGCCCCACGCCGAGCCGCGCUCACGAUCCAACUCGCUGCGCUUUAAACAGACUUUUGAUAUCAUUCCUGAGGAGAGGAGCAGCCUUAGCCUGGACUCUGGCAACGAAGACCCCAACCACAACCGACGUGCGUCCGCUCCCGAUAUCGUGGAUCAGUGUCGCGAGUCUACCGACGUCGAGUGCGAUGACGCCCCCAGCCAAGUGACGCUGGCCGCUUGUGCUUCACCAAACAGGCUGAAACCCAACAGCGAUACAGUUCGGAGGUGCAGAGAAAUGAAAAGCGCCGGCACGUCUCCCAUCACUGACAGCGACUACGAUAAGCGAGCACUGCGGUCCAAGAACCAGACGACGAUGACAUCCCCGAGCAGCAAGUCGGCGGCCACCAGCCCCAUGCGGCGCGAGGCGGCCCCGCAGGCGCGCGCCUGGCCCGCCAAGCCGCGCGCCGCCGACGCAGGUAUCUCUCUGUCGGUCUCGUGCUCCCCGCCACUGCUGCCGCACCGCACCGCUUCCUCCGUGCCCAAAUUAGGUCAAAAACAGAGGACUCGCAGGUCAAUCAAUACGGAGUACGAGCAAGCAAAGGAAGCGUUGCGAGUCGAGCGAGCCGAGCGGGCCGCGCGAGCAGAGCAGGCCGAGCGAGCCGAGCGGGCUGCGCGAGCAGAGCAGGCCGAGCGUGUCGAGCACGACGAGCGGGCGGAGCGCGGCGAGCAGGCGCAGCGCGCCUCACGAGAGAGUCGCGAACAGCGUGCCCCGCGGAAGGUAUCGCGGCGCGCCGUGCCCGCUCGAUCGCGCUCUGUGGAACGUAGCAAUACGCAGGGAAGUGAAGAGCCUUCCGAACGGACCUCAGACGAUGCCAAGCACAAAUCCACUGAAAAGCGAGUUUUGAGGACAUUCUCGUUAGACCGGAGUGAUGAGGAUGCUAAACAAGCUCCAUUCGUGAAGCUUCCCGAGUUCCGAGGUGGCGGCGACCCCGGGGGUCCGUUCUCAAGUGACAGCAGCGAGUCGGGCGGCAGCUUGCUUUGUUCCCUGGCACCCAAGUGGUUGUCGCAGGGCCGGGCGCGGCGCGCAGCCCGCCGCCGCGACCAGGAGCGCGCCGGGCCCGCCUCGCCACCCCCCGCCGCCGCGCCAGUAGCUCACGCGCUCCCUUCUCAGUCUACCUUGGAUCCCUCGACAUGGUGCGGACUGCGGGUGUGUAUCAGCGUGGUGUGUGCAGGCGGCUGGUCCGUGACGGUGGCGGGGUCGUGCCGCGCCGCGCUGCCCGCCGACGUCGAGAUGCGCCUGCGCUUCCCGCACGAGCGCGACGCCGACCUGCCCUGUCAGGUGCGGCUUACAACACAACCUUACACACCACCUCUCUCUUUUGUUACUAUGGCAUGGCAGGAGUGCACGUGCCGGCACUGCGCGACGUGCGCGUGCUCGGCGCGGUGGCGCGCGGCCGAAGAGCGCGGGACCGCGCGCGGGGCCGAGCGCGCGCUGCCGCCCGCCGCGCCGCGCUCCCAGCGCGACUCCAGCAAGCUCACGCUCACCAUGAAGAAGGAGGCUCUUGACUCUUCUAUUCUUGCAUCAAAGACGUCGAAGAAGUCGGGCGAACCCCUGCCGGACGUGGAGACGUAUCGCGCGUCGCGCAGCAAGCUCAAGAGCUCCGUCAAGACGCGUCGGGGGUACUCCCUGCACUGCUGGCUGCCAGAAACCGAAGUCGAACCUCUCAGGCCGAGUAACGGGCUGUCGGUGCUGGGCAGCGCCAUCAUCCCGGAGCUGAAGCCGCGCGUGCCCACCAUGAGCGAGCGCGACCUGACGCGCGUCUACACGCCGCGCCACUACCUGCGCCACUACCUGCGCCUCUGAACCGACCUUAUUAAUAAAUUGUUCAUAUUUAUAGAAUAUAUGACUUUCAUUUGUCUGAAGUUCACCUACAUAGCGGAACGUUGAUCGUUGUAAAGCUAGUCGGAGACUAGCGAUCUACGAGAGCAACGAUCUGCUCCAAGUAUCCGUGUUCGAGUAUAGAGACAGAAUCCUUCCGAGUCGUUAUAAUAUUCCGAUAUUCCACAACUUUCACACAAUGUCAUCUAGCCAUCUGACAUUAUCUCAAACUUAGCAGAGCUUGUAUUACGAGUACUAGACAACUGAUAAACAUACAUUACUAAACCCCUACAAUCUACAUGUUAUAGAUAAAUUACCCCAGACACAGACCAAAUGAUCGUGCGCAUUACACAACCAUUUGUCCUGGGUGGGAAUCGAACCGACAGUAUUAUAAUAGUUAUAGCAGCGCUAUAUAAAGCUUUGGUGUCAUUGAUUUGACACACAUAUUCAGUUCUGUAAUUAACAUAUAUAUAUUAACAUUCAGUGAAUUAAUUAAAAAAUCUUAAUAUUUAAAAUCUUAAAAUAUUCUACUUUGAACAGCCUGUACCUACGACCUGAACCUGUGAUAAUACUAUGCCGCCAAAAGACCGAACAUAUCACAUGAGUGUCUCGAGUGGGGUCAGUUUCCCAGGGUGGAAGGCGGGGAGGCUGGUCAUAAGAUUAAUGAAUUUGCAAAACGACGACCAGUCAUUAGAAACGCGAGUGUGGAGGGUGGACUUUACCUAAACCAGCAAUAUAAGUAACACAUAAAAGGAAGUGAAAACAUUAUGUUCGCAUUCCUGUUCAAUAAUUUCUGCUUCUGUGGCAGAAAUCUGAUAGUUUGGUCUGAAAGCUAUGUUUGACUGUCUCGGUGCCCCUUAAUGCUGAAACCCACUUGAUUUCCCUAGUAAAAAACUAACAUCUGUUUUAAAUCACAAAAAGCGAUGAUCCGUGUUCCACUUUCAUAUUAUUUUACUUCCCUUAUCACUUAUUCAUUUAAGUUAGAAAUAAUAUAAGAUAACCGAUUAAUUGCUAUAAUGUCUUCAUCAGGCGUUAAUUUACAAUUUCGUACUGGGUUUAGGUGUUUAAUCCCAAUAGCUCUGCAACGGGAUCUGAGUCGUUUUUUCUCGCUAGGUCGACGGAAUUAAUUCCACGCAUAUCUUUAACAUGUAUACUCAUAAACAUAAAUUGCUUGUUAAUAAUAGGCAUACCUAGUUUGCAUUUUA